This is a messenger RNA of Plectropomus leopardus (leopard coralgrouper), 545 nucleotides long. The record is from RefSeq and is a predicted model, not a curated record. Lineage: Eukaryota; Metazoa; Chordata; Actinopteri; Perciformes; Serranidae.
GAUCAGCUGUAAAAACAACGCAGUAUACCAUUGUUUGCGUGACGAUCCUGAUAUAUCCAGCACUUGACAGAUCAACAUAAAACAUUUCAGACACCACAACGAUCUCUGUCAACUAUAACAAGUUGAGAAAACUUGGUGACUGUCUGAAAAUCCAGCACAGCAUCAGGAAACUCUAAAAGAUGACUGAGCAAAACAAGGUGUUUAAUGAUCCCAUCCACGGGCAUAUGGAGUUACACCCACUUCUGGUCAAAAUCAUUGACACACCUCAGUUCCAGAGACUACGAAACAUCAAGCAGCUUGGAGCGGCCUACCGUGUUUUCCCUGGAGCAUCCCACAACCGCUUUGAACACUCGAUCGGGGUGGCGCACUUAGCAGGAGAACUUGUAAAAGCUCUGAAGACGAGGCAGCCAGAGCUCGACAUCACUGAUGAAGACGUCCUUUGUGUACAGAUUGCUGGACUUUGCCAUGACCUGGGGCAUGGGCCCUUUUCCCAUCUGUAUGAUGGAAAGUUCAUCGCCAAAGCACGUCCAGAAAUGGAGUGGAAG